Messenger RNA from Gigantopelta aegis, 5807 nucleotides. Its product is annotated as putative leucine-rich repeat-containing protein DDB_G0290503. The transcript has 36 exons. The record is from RefSeq and is a predicted model, not a curated record. NCBI's taxonomy places the organism in Eukaryota, Metazoa, Mollusca, Gastropoda, Neomphalida, Peltospiridae. Bases 112 to 5274 code for a protein of 1720 amino acids.
AUUGCAAAUAUCAGUAGAUCAUGGCUGGAACGGUGUUCGAUCUGUCAUUUGACAGGACGGUGCAAUCAGAACUUGUAUAUCCUGGGUUGAGUAGCCGGUGAUGUGAACAACAUGAACAACAUGUCUUUGUCUUCCUCGUCAGGCAACCUUAAUUACAACAGUACUUCCCGCCACAGCCUAGGCUCACAUUUUUCAUCGGAAGCGUUGGAGAGUCAGCUACGAAAAGUUCAGGUGGAGAACUCCACACUACAGACGGAAAACAAAUUGCUGAAAGAGAAAUAUAAUCGAGCAACUGUGAAGAUAACUGAACUAGAGUCGCAACUAGCCGACCUCCAUGAUGAGCUGGUGUCGAUACAGGAGAGAGUCCGUGAGGAUCUGCGUGAUGCCACGUCAAAGAUCCAGGCCGACGCCGACUGGAACACGAAACAGCUACAGGCGCAGAUAGCCACCUUGACAAGAUCCAGCGAUUCCCUCAAGUCUGAGGUGUCGUACCUACAAAAACAGUUGGAGUCAGCAAGGAAGGAAUUAGAGCUAGCCAACUCGGAGAAGUCGAAGACUUGUGAGGGCCACAAAACAGAGAUCUCAUGUCUGAAGGAUGAGAUCGCUCGUUUGAAGGAGCUGCUGAAACAGGAUGAGGAGAGACUGCUGGAGGAAGCGACUCGCAGUAGAGAGUCGAGACAGCAGACGGUCAAACUGAACGAGAUGAUCAUCCUCCUCCAGCAGCAGAUAGACACUGGGGGUACCAACAUGGCCGCACAGAAACAGGUGAACUCAUUGGAGAAGAGACUACAGAUAACAGAAGAAAGACUACACCAGGAGCACGCUGACCGUGCCAACAAUCUGUCCCAGGUGGAGGAGAAACUGUUGUCGGAAAACGCCAAGUUACAGGCUUUGGAGAAAGAACUGACACGCCAACUGCAGCGUGAGAGGGACAAGAAUGGAAACUUGGAUCUGAGAAUUCGAGAUCUGAAAGCCGACAACGACAAACUGCGUCUCUCUGUCCCGCUGGAUGAGUCACUGCUCACGCUGGGAAACAAUUGGGAUAUUCUUGACGGAAACCAAAAUCAACACAAGGGUCAAAAGGAACUGCAGGAUUUUAAAGUGAUUUACGAGUCGAAGAUGAGUGAGAUGCAGGAGAAGAUUGACGACAUUCGCUCAGAGAAGAUGACCUUUGAAAACCAGUACCACAGUCAGCUGUCGAGUCUGGUGAAGGAGAAACACGAAGCGUGUGCGCGACUCAAGACUCUGGAGGACAUGAUGGAUGCGAUUCGUACCGAGAAUGACAUUCUCCGACACGGACUGUCGACAUCACCUACUACCAACUUCACGGCCAGCAGAGACGCCCCGGACCAGGUGUUGAGGCUGACUGAGAUCGUGGCCAGUCUGGAGAGCAAGACGGAGCUGUUAGCAAGACAGACACACGUGCUCCAGGCUGACUCAGAAUCCGUACGCAGGCAGCUCGUUGUCAAGGAGACGCAGCUGGAGGAGGUGACAGCCGAGCUGCUCACAGCCAAUCAGAGACUGGCAGAGUGCAAGACAGAUCACUCUAAACAGGAGAAGAUUGAUCAACUUUUGACCGAGGUGAGCUCGUUACAGACGGACUUGGAGGCUGUCAGAGAGAAGUGUCGAGAUUUGAUCCAGGAGAAGUCGGCACUGACUCGGCAACUGGAGGACACCAAUCGCCAACUCGGCCUGGACAAAGCCAGACGAAAAGAUGGUCGACACACUCACGCCUCCGAGACAAAGCUCACCAGCCUGGAGUCUGAGCUUGAUGAGAAAGACAAGCAGUUGGUCACGGUGACAACUCAGUACCACCAGGUGGAGAGUGAGCUGCAGCACAGCAAACAGGAGUUGUUCUACACCCAGGAACACGCGGCCGAACUCGAGAAACAGGUUGAAAACUUACAGAAGCAGCUGAAUCAGAGGUGCGAGCUGUGGGACAGUAUAGCUGCCAAAGAAAACGAACUGCUACAACAGCUGAACGUUGUGAAGAGCUCGCUUGAGAAGUCAGAAAAGAAGUUCAACCACUCCCAGUCUGAGCUGAAGGUUGUUAAGCUGGAACUUAGUCAGAGUCGUGUGAGGAUAGAACAACUUGAACGGCUGACUUGUGAAGAUGAUGGGGCCACGUGUGUACGUGAUCUACACCAACACGACACUGAGACAGACCAAGACCGCGACAAGACGGAACUCUUGCAAACUUUGUCAGCCUUACAAUCAACGGAAGAAGAAAAAGGCUCGGUAACAGAAGCAUUAGCCAAAGCUAAACAAGAUUUGCUUUCAGAGAAAUCGGUCAUCUCGAAAUUGACUGCGGAGAAAGUCGACAUAGAACACAAACUGCAGGAUGUGUCGGUGGAGCGUGACGCUCUGUACAGUGACAAGUCUCAGCUGGAGGAUGACCUGGUGAAGUUGGAGAGGAAACUUCAGGACGUGCUUCACAAGUUUGAGGAGGACGUCCGCAAGCAGCACGGCGACUUCCGGACUUCACACCACGCAGACACGCCCCAAACAAAGCAGCUGGUUUCCGAGUUAAAUUCUUUAAAACUGCUGCUGAUGUCUAAAGACAAAGAAGUGGAGAUGAUGUCAGAUAAACUCAAUCGCCCAAACAUGGAAGUCAGUUUUCUUCGACGCCGAGUUGAAAUUCUUCGAAAUGAAAAUCAGUUCAACAAAGAAGAUAUCAACCGUUUAACUAAUGAACUGAUUCUAAAGAUGAAGGAGAACACUGUGGUUAUCGAGACGAACGUGCACCUCGUUACGGAGAAGUGUGGUCUGGAGAAGGAGAUCCGUAAGCUGCACCAGGAGCUGAUGGCGGAGAGAGAUGUCCACCACAGACAGAAGACCGAGUCCGCAGACUUCAUCAGGAAGAUUGAACAGACCGAGCAGACGUUCAGACACACAGCAGCCGAGCUGCAGGAGAAGAAGACCCUGCUGGUCUCCAUGGAGACAGACCUACAGCAUGUGAAACGUCAGUUGAGUGGGUUGGAGGCAGAGAACGAACAGUUGAAGGUGAAGGUCGACCAUCUGAACGAAGAUGUCCGGAACCUGACGUCCAUAAACACAACGCUCGAGACGAGACUUGAUAUGGAGCGAUCGUCGCUGGCUGAGGAGAAGAUGAGUGCUUCCCAGAAAAAGGAGGAUCUUACCACAACCAGUCACAGACUGGAGGCCCUCAAACACGAGCAGUCCAUGUUGCUAAACAAUCUCAGUGCCGAGAGAAAAAACUCAGAACAACUUAGGGAAGAAGUUGGUCGUCAGGAGCAACUGGUACACAAACUUACCGAUGACUUGAAAGCCUCGGAGAAAGAGCUUGAUUCCAAACAGGAGAAGAUUGGUCAGCUACAGGAGAAAAUUGACCAGCUGAAGAAUGAAAAGUCUUACUUAUAUCAGGACUACGAGGCCAUGUGUAGAAAACUUGGAGAGAAGGAUAAAGAGAUUGCGGACCUUAAGGAAUCGUACGAGUCGAAAAUAGAAAGUUUAAAGAAAGAGGUGCAGCUCCAGCAGGCCGAGAGAGAGCAUGAUGGGACGUCACUGGCGAAAAACCUACAUCUGGCUCAAGCUGAAAUUGUUGAUCUAAAUGAAGAGCUGAAGAAGAAGGAACUGCAGCUGUCAUCGUACGGCCGUGCACUACAAGAGCUUCACGAGCUUUCCAUGCAGAAGAAGGAAAUGGAAUCAAAGAUGUCGAGGAUGGAAUCGCGGGUGGCGGAGUCGCAGAUCCUCCUCGAGUCUCACAGAAAUGAAAUGAUAUCCUUCAAAGAAGCCAACCAGAGGCUACAGGAUGAGUUGAGUGAGAGCCAGAUUCAGUGCCACACCCUGCAGCAGGAUCUUCGCAAUCAGAAGGAACUGGCAAGUUGCCACACUCUCGAGUUCAAUCACAGAAUCUCCGAUCUCCAGUCGCAGAAAGACACGAAGGUUUCCCACUUGAAGGAAGCUCUGAAUCAGAUGGAGCAGAAGUUACAGUCCACACAACAGACACUGGACUCUGUCCAUUCGAAGUUCGACCAACUGCAGGUAGAAAACCGGUCGCUGGUGCUGUCAGUGGACCACACAGGCUCUGCUUACACUGAAGAAUGCACCGCUCGCAAGCACGCGGAGGAGAAACUGAAGUCGGCCAUGUCCGACAUCGAUGACAUCAGGAGGGAAAAGCUGAAAUGUGAGGAGCGGAUCCUGGAGUUACAGAAACAGUUGGGCGUGGCCGAGUCCCAGCUGAAAACAGAAACGGAGCACGUCCACACUCUCUCCACACAGCUACAGGAGACCAAGGUUCUGGCUCACAGCCUCAAGACGGCCGUCAAGGCAAAGCAGGAGAAAACAAAUAUGUUACAGGCGGAGGUGGUACAACUACAGCAGGCCCUCGACACAGAGAAACAGCUGUUUGAAAUAAAGCUACACAAGACCACCCUGGAGCUCAGGCAGAAAAUCGAGACUGGUGAACAGGACAGAGAGAAGUUAACUCAGCAGGUCCAUCUCCUGUCCGUGAGUCUGGAGCAAGCGCGGGAACAGCUGGCCGCCAAGAAUAAAGACAAUCUCAAGCUGAACACGGAGCUGUUGGACCUUCAGGAGAGUCUCCAUGACAACAGUAACAAACUGCGCCAGGCCAUCGAUUCGCUCCGUAUCGAGGAAGAGAUGCAGUCCACUCUCAGUGCCAGGUUUGAGGCACAAGAAGAAGAACUGAAAAAACUGAAGACGUUUUUGGCAAAGAAGUGUGAAUCUGAAUCGGGAGAUAAAACAAUGUGGUUGGAGAUGGACAAAAUGGUCCGAGAGUUGAGUCAGCAGAUGCAUGAGCACCUCGAGUCGCGCAGACUGUCCGAGUCGAGCGCCAAGGACCACGAGUCGAGACUGGCGACGUCGUACCGCAGACAGAUCGACAAGCUCACGACAGAGGUUAGCACGGAGAGGGCGCUGCACAGCAUCACGCGGAACUCACUGCAGGCAGUCGAGGAAGACACAGCCAGGCUGCGAGCCCAGGUCCUCAACAUGAGACAGGCCAGUCCGUCACCCAACAAGAGCCAGAAGUGUCGAAUUGAGGCGAUCAACGAGCUGAUAGCGCGGUCUCAGAUCCGAGCCCAACAUCUGCUUCCCACCAGUCUCAACAACACGUCGUUCGGCAACACAAACGUGAGCUGCAACACGACCUUCCACGUGGACGACAUCCACACGCCGGACGACAUGUCACAGGUCAGCGAGUGUUCACUCGGUCCAAACAACCCCGUGUAUCUGGCCAUGCUGAACAUGUCCGGUACAUUCCCCAGUGAAGGGUCGUCCACUCCGCGCAAAUAGCAAGUCCAACAGCGUCAUACUACGAUGUAUGUGAUAGAAGAAGUCCGAGGUCUUCAUGUUAUAUGUGAUAUUUCAAUUUGUUUUAUGAUUUUAUAUUUUGUUUAUUUUGCUGAUUGUUUUUCUUGUAUGGGGCCAUUCAACAAUUAUGUGACACUCUAGUGGGGAGAGGGUUCUGUUUUAAACAAUAUUUAUUCUGUCUUUUCAUGAUGGUGGGUUUGGUCAACUAAAGUCUAUAUUAGAACCUUUCCCUACAAAUUUGAAAAGCAAUAUAUUCAAAGAUGACAGCAAUAAUAACAUAGAGACAGAUGCUAGUGAUAAUAAUAAUAAUAAUAGAUAAUUAAAUACAAAAGUAAGCAGUUAUGAUAAAACAGAGAAUAGAGGGUAUCAUGGGAUAUUGCAAAACAUGGAGACGUGAAGAGUUGCAUAACAUUUUCAAAACUAUUUUUAUUUGUAAAUGAAGGUAGGAAAUGUUUUAUUUAAUGACGCACUCAACACAUUUGAUUUAUGGUUAUAUGGUGUCGGGACAUAUGGUU